Phacochoerus africanus (Common warthog) is the source of this 5769-nucleotide messenger RNA. It is a transcript of the gene GPD2, whose product is annotated as glycerol-3-phosphate dehydrogenase 2. Gene Ontology annotation, molecular function: glycerol-3-phosphate dehydrogenase (quinone) activity; calcium ion binding. The transcript is spliced from 17 exons. Lineage: Eukaryota; Metazoa; Chordata; Mammalia; Artiodactyla; Suidae. The record is from RefSeq and is a predicted model, not a curated record. The coding region runs from base 305 to 2488 and encodes 727 amino acids. Gene Ontology annotation, cellular component: mitochondrion; glycerol-3-phosphate dehydrogenase (FAD) complex. Gene Ontology annotation, biological process: glycerol-3-phosphate metabolic process.
GGAGGAGCCAGGGCCCGCCGUAUCCGCCUGGAUGAGGCGGCCGCGCCGCCAGGCUCGGCCCUCAGGGAGGGGAGCAGGAGGAGGAGCGGGAGGAUCAAGUUGCCCGGGAGGCGGGGCGCGGCGGCGCUGGGCGCGUCGGGUUACGCUUGCCCUGCCCUCCCCAGGGUGACAUCCGCGCGCUCCUCGCCGCUGGUACCGGGGCCGAGGCUCUGAUUCAGGAGGGAAGCAGACUCCGCCCCGGCCGGAGGAACCCAGUGCUCCUGCUCUUUCCCCUUGCGCGAGAGGACCAAUCUCAGGCUAAAAAAUGGCAUUUCAAAAGGCAGUGAAAGGGACAGUUCUUGUUGGAGGAGGUGCUCUUGCAACUAUUCUAGGCCUCUCUCAGUUUGCUCAUUACAAAAGGAAGCAAGUGAACCUGGCCUUUGUUGAAGCAGCAGACUGCGUUUCAGAACCUGUUAACAGGGAGCCUCCCUCCAGAGAAGCUCAGAUACUGACUUUGAAGAACACGACUGAGUUCGAUGUCCUUGUCAUUGGAGGCGGAGCAACAGGAAGUGGCUGUGCACUAGAUGCGGUCACCAGAGGACUAAAAACAGCCCUUGUAGAAAGAGAUGAUUUCUCAUCAGGGACCAGCAGCAGAAGCACUAAAUUGAUCCAUGGUGGUGUGAGAUAUCUUCAGAAGGCUAUCAUGAAGUUGGAUAUUGAGCAGUAUAGGAUGGUAAAAGAAGCCCUUCACGAGCGUGCCAACCUACUAGAAAUUGCUCCCCAUUUAUCAGCUCCAUUGCCUAUAAUGCUUCCAAUUUAUAAGUGGUGGCAGUUACCUUACUACUGGGUAGGAAUCAAGCUAUAUGAUCUGGUUGCUGGAAGUAAUUGCCUGAAAAGCAGUUAUGUCCUAAGCAAAUCAAGAGCGCUUGAGCAUUUCCCAAUGCUCCAGAAGGAUAAACUGGUGGGAGCAAUUGUGUACUAUGAUGGACAACACAACGACGCACGGAUGAACCUUGCCAUUGCUCUCACUGCUGCCAGGUACGGGGCUGCCACGGCCAAUUACAUGGAAGUCGUGAGCUUGCUCAAGAAGACAGACCCCCAAACAGGGAAGGAGCAUGUGAGCGGAGCACGGUGCAAGGAUGUCCUCACAGGGCAGGAAUUUGAUGUGAGAGCCAAGUGUGUUAUCAAUGCCACCGGACCUUUCACAGACACUGUACGCAGAAUGGAUGAUAAGGACGCCACUGCUAUCUGCCAGCCGAGUGCUGGCGUCCACAUCGUGAUGCCGGGUUAUUACAGCCCAGAGAGCAUGGGACUUCUUGACCCAGCGACCAGUGAUGGGCGAGUUAUUUUCUUCUUACCCUGGCAAAAGAUGACUAUAGCUGGCACUACUGACACUCCAACUGAUGUUACCAACCAUCCAAUUCCUUCUGAAGAAGAUAUCAACUUCAUUUUGAAUGAAGUGCGUAACUACUUGAGUAGUGAUGUUGAAGUGAGAAGAGGGGACGUCCUGGCAGCAUGGAGCGGUAUUCGUCCCCUUGUAACAGACCCCAAGUCUGCAGAUACACAGUCCAUCUCCCGAAAUCAUGUUGUGGACAUCAGCGAGAGUGGCCUCAUCACCAUAGCGGGUGGAAAGUGGACAACCUAUCGAUCUAUGGCAGAAGAUACCAUAAAUGCUGCCGUCAAGGCCCACAAUUUGAAUGCAGGACCAAGUAGAACAGUUGGGCUUUUCCUUCAAGGAGGCAAAGACUGGAGCCCCACACUCUACAUCAGGCUCGUCCAGGAUUAUGGACUUGAAAGUGAGGUGGCCCAGCAUCUUGCCGCCACCUAUGGCGACAAGGCUUUUGAGGUGGCCAAGAUGGCAAGUGUGACGGGAAAACGGUGGCCCAUCGUUGGGGUGCGCCUUGUGUCAGAAUUUCCAUACAUUGAAGCAGAGGUGAAAUAUGGAAUUAAGGAGUAUGCCUGCACGGCAGUGGACAUGAUUUCACGUCGGACUCGCCUGGCCUUUCUAAAUGUCCAGGCAGCAGAGGAAGCCCUACCCAGGAUUGUUGAACUGAUGGGAAGAGAACUGAAUUGGAAUGAUUCGAAAAAAGAGGAAGAACUUGAAACAGCCAGGAAGUUUCUAUAUUAUGAAAUGGGCUAUAAAUCUCGAUCAGAACAGCUAACAGAUCGCUCUGAAAUUAGCCUACUGCCUUCAGACAUUGACAGGUACAAGAAGAGAUUUCAUAAGUUUGAUGCAGACCAAAAGGGCUUUAUUACCAUUGUUGAUGUUCAGCGUGUAUUAGAGAGUAUCAAUGUCCAAAUGGAUGAAAACACGCUUCAUGAAAUUCUGAAUGAAGUAGAUUUGAAUAAAAAUGGACAGGUUGAACUCAAUGAAUUUUUGCAGCUGAUGAGUGCUAUUCAAAAAGGAAGGGUAUCUGGAAGCCGGCUUGCUAUACUCAUGAAAACUGCGGAAGAGAACCUCGACAGAAGAGUUCCCAUCCCUGUAGACCGAAGUUGUGGAGGAUUGUGAGUCUGAGCAGUAAAUCCACAGCCAACAAACAUAGGAACAGCAGAUCAUCCUGUAGCAAACCAGAGAUGACUUUCCACACUCCAAACUAGUGGAUAUGGAUAGGCUGCCUUUUUUAUUUAACACUGGGAAACAUUCCAAAGUUUUAGAAUGUUGAUAUAUACCCUUUAUUUGUAUUUGUCAUUUAACUUAGCUUCUUAAAAGUCUAUUUUAUUUUUUUUCCUCAUUUUUCAGUGCAAACUGGUUCAAUGUUUUGCAUUCCUUUUGUGACCUGUUAGACUGGAUAUGCUUCCUGUAUUUUUGUUUAUUCAUUUAUUCUAAGUCAGUCUUAGAGGCAGAGUAUUUUGGAAGAAAUUGAAAAAAAAAGAAGCUAGUAUUAUUUGGUGACAUGCACCGAGCUCUGGACAUGGAGUAGGUGACAAUAUUUUCUCUUAAGAGAAAUUGAGUGGGGUGUGACCCAUUAAAAAUGAUAGUUUCUGGAGACCCCUCAGCCCCUUCUUCCUCCAGCUUGUCUGCCUUCUCCAUCCCAACAGUAUUGUACAACUUUGUAUCUAGAGCAUGAUGGGCAAAACUGAAGAGGGAAGAAAAAAGUUUAGAUCUGGUUAUAAGAACAAAUCUCAAAGAGAAACUCUGAAAGCUUCCAGAAUCACAGGUACAAGAUAAGGAUAGCACUGACAUUUGCUGGGAGCUACAGUGAUAGUUUCAUCUCAGCAAUUCAUUUUUUUCCCCCCAGUCACUGCUGGUUUUUCUUUGACUAUUACAGUUGCCAGGAAGAGCCUUGCUUUUCUUACUUUAAAACCAGCAUUUAAGUGGCAGGUUGGAUGUAGAGGGAUGAGACUAAAUUUCUCAAAUCUUUACAGUAGGAAGAGAUAUGAGGAUUAAAACCCUGUUUACAUAUCCACAUAUUAUAGCACAAUUUUCAAUCCCCAAAUCCUAUCUCUUGGAGAGUGUGAUACUGCUAGAUGUGGCCCAUUUCGCUCAGGUUAUCGCAUCAUUUGGAGGGAAUAUUUGUAAACAGAUAGUAAGAGAGGAUAGAAAUAGCUUUUAGUCAACUUUAGUUACAAUUAUUUGUAAAAAGGCACAGGAUUGUAAUGUUCAAGGUCAUUUUAAUUGCUUAAAGCCUUCCUCCUUCUCUACUCAAUGGAAAAGUUCUCAAUCAACUGCAAAGGAAAAGAAAAAAAGGAAGCCACACUCAACACACACGCAUCCCCCAGCUCUCUCUCUCUCUCUCUUACACACACACAUACACAAGACAAAAACAAAAAUCGAUGUGCAUAGAAUUUAGUAACUAUGUAAUAUAUUGAAUUUAAUUUGGUAUGCUUUUGCAAUACUUUGCAGUUUAGCCUGUCAUAUCUGAAUGUUUGUUCAUUAUGCUUCAUCUUGUGAAGUUAACUACCUGCUUUUUUUGAUUUUUAAUAUCACAUUGUAUAGGAAAUAGGGAAUGUAACCCUUUAUUUAGUGUCAUGUUUUCAUUGUGCAGACUUGAAAUCUUAAUUUUUUUAAACUGGUACCUGAAACACUUUUGUGCUGUCAUUUCUAAAUAUGUUAACAUUGUAGAAUCUCUUUAUGCCUCAUUCAAGUGGGGUAUGAGCCUGUCUGUCACAAUAUACACACUGGACGUUUACCCCACCCCUGACCUCUGAAACAGAUAGUUAAGAUAGCAUCUUAACUUAUUUUGUGUUUAAGUGAAGUUUUAACUUGCCACUUCCUAAAGGAAAACCUAAAACAGAGCAAAUGACGCUCCCAGGUAUCACUGUGAACUUUUUUCUUUUAAGGCGUGAUUUUUUUUUUUUUACGCUGGCUUUCUCCCCCCAUCCCAUCUCAAAUAAUGGAAGCAUGUGGCUUUGGAAUUUAGGUUUUUUUCUAUCAAGACAGUAAACUGCACUGUUUAGACCCCGGUGACACUUAGCAGACAGAAGAGCUGUCAUUUAAGACAUCAGAGGUGAUGCACCACAAUAUUGUACAUUUGUGCUCUCUCUCUUUCUCUCCUUUUCUAGUUAAAUCAAGAUAACGCUGACUUGUACCCUCCCUGAAUCCAUUACCAGGGGGGCUUGUAACCUGAUGGGCCUUGGCAGAGCUAUAUUUGUAAAGAGACCUUGUUUGUGCACGCUUUGCUAUGGAUGAAGUUCCUUUAAGGACAAAGAAAAGUGCACUUUUUGUCUUUUGAGUAUAUCUGCUUUUGCUUAAAAUCUGCUAGUUCUAAAGCAUACGCUCCUUCACCAAUCUCAGAGACUUGUCUUGGAAAUGAGCUGGUUCCAAGCCUUUACUGUGAAUAAAGCACCCCCGCAUUUUUGUGUAAGUUCUUAAUUAAACCUGUACAGCUUCUUCACCUGAUUUCAGAAAAGGAGAGGAGAGAUGGUGUGGAAGGGUGUAAAGCUCCUUCAAAACCUAUUCUAAAUGCAAAAGAUUCUAUUUUUUCUUUUCAUAUAAACAUGGUAUUAACUGAUUCCUUUGGGGUGGGUGUAGGGUAUGCAGAGAUUGUCUUUUACCAUCCAGUGAUUUAUUUAAAGAGCCUUCAAGGGGAUUCAGGUGAAGGAACCCCCAUCUGUGGUGGAGAGCUGGAUGCUUCUUUAAAGAGCCUUUACCAUGGUCAUAACAAUAGUGAUAAUGCUGGAUUAUUUGUUAAGCCAAGAUUGCCUGCCUCAUCUCCAUCAUGCUGUUUGCAAUAUUCUUGCUUUCAAUCAGUUUUCACUGAGUGUAACUUUAGGGUUUCUACUACUAAAUGCAUGCUCCUUAUUCUGCUUUAGUUUCUAGCUGUGUUUUAUCUUUUUCAAAAUACGUACUUUUUUGUACAACAACAAAAACUUCAUUCUUUUACUAAACAUACUGUAAAGGAUGAUCAUUGAUUUUUUUUCCUUUUGUAUGUAUUGGUAACAACUUUUGGCAUAUGAAUGUAAUAAUGUUGAAGUCAAUGACGCUAAUAACUUGCACUGUUUUGCAUUAUGUCAACCCUUUUUAGGGAGUAAAAAAGCCCUACUGUGUUUUUAAGGAAUAUCAAGCAUAAGCCCAGUACUGGAGUGGAUAUACACUGCAUGUUUUCAUAUGUGGCAUUUUUAUGUAUUGUGUUGGGUUAUUGUUCUAGAUUGGACUGUUAAAUAGUAUGUUUGAGGCUGGGUUGUCAUUUUUAUAACUGUCUUGGUGUUUUAUCGCCAUUAUUUAUUACUUUUGAUAUACAGAAUGAGCUGCAUGCAUUUAUAGAGCAAUAAGAGGAUGUAUUUAAUGUGCCUUGUUUUUAACUGAAUAAGAACUGAAAGCAUGAAUCAAUAAAACUGAUUAAAAUGGUC